This is a messenger RNA of Rhodotorula toruloides NP11, 681 nucleotides long. Its product is annotated as translation release factor. Bases 1 to 681 code for a protein of 226 amino acids. Gene Ontology annotation, cellular component: mitochondrion. Lineage: Eukaryota; Fungi; Basidiomycota; Microbotryomycetes; Sporidiobolales; Sporidiobolaceae. The record is from RefSeq and is a predicted model, not a curated record. The transcript is spliced from 3 exons. Gene Ontology annotation, biological process: translational termination. Gene Ontology annotation, molecular function: translation release factor activity.
AUGGCUCACGUACGAAUGGCGAGGUUCAUUCUGUGCUCCUGCACCUCGCUGCGGGCUGCUGUCCGACCUGCGCCUCUCGUCGCGCCUUCUCGCACUCGCUCUUUCCCCGCUUUCCUUCACACGACUCGCCCGCUCUCGCAAUCGCUGGAACCGCCCAUAGACGAUAUCGAAGCGCUCGAGAAGGAGCGACAGAAGGCGUCAAAACCGAAGCGAAAGACACCGCCGAAGCCUCGUCCUAAGAAGGAGCUGCCAGAACUGAACGAGGACGACUUGGACGAGACUUUCGUGCGAGGCGGCGGACCCGGCGGCCAAGUAACGAACAAGACCUCGAACGCGUGCUCGCUCAUUCACAGACCGACAGGCAUCCGAGUUCUCUGCCACGAGACGAGGAGCAGGGAGACGAACCGCAAGCUGGCGAGGCGGAUCAUGCGGAACAGGCUCGACCAGCACUACUCGGCGCCCGGCGAAUCAGCACGCGACCUGAUUGCCGCGCGAGAACGGCAGAAGAAGGCGGCGAAGAAGCGCAAGGCGAAAAAGCGACUUGAGGCCAAGAAGGCGGCCAAGACGGGCGAGACUGUUGAAGAGGACGAGGAGGAUGGCGAGGAAGAGUGGGAUGCGGAGGAGACGCUGCCGAGCGAGAAGGGCGAAGCAGAGACGACGACUGAAGUAGAGAAGCGGUAG